Molecule: messenger RNA, 699 nt
Organism: Cyphellophora europaea CBS 101466
Lineage: Eukaryota; Fungi; Ascomycota; Eurotiomycetes; Chaetothyriales; Cyphellophoraceae
Exons: 1
Coding region: 1-699 (232 amino acids)
Biological process (GO): peptidyl-lysine dimethylation; peptidyl-lysine monomethylation
Cellular component (GO): cytoplasm
Molecular function (GO): protein-lysine N-methyltransferase activity
Source: RefSeq, a predicted model, not a curated record
AUGAAUCAAGAUGACUCGGUCAAUUCGUCUAAUCUAGAAUCCUGGUUUGAGGAUGUAGGUGCUCCGGCCAAAGUCCUCGAAUACUUGACAUCGGAUUCGUUCCCCUUGUCGCAGUAUAAGCAGAAGGCCUCGGUUCUAGACCUCGGAACGGGGAAUGGUAGUGCUCUGUUCUCGCUCCGCCAAGAGGGUGGCUACACUGGACCACUUGUGGGGAUUGACUAUUCCGACCAAGGCAUUCAGCUUGCGAACCGACUAAAGAUUCACUUUGCCAAUGACCCCGAAGAUGAGCGACACAUCGCUGUUCGCGAUAUGACAUUUGAUGUGUUUGAUCUGAUCAAGGAAAGUCCUGAAAAGAUGCCCUGGUGGCCAAAGGAUGGGACUGGCUUUGACUUGGUCCUGGACAAGGGCACGUUCGAUGCCAUUUCCUUGUCUUACGACACUGUGCCUGACGUACAUGGUGCCCAGCAACAUUUGAACCAAGUCUACCCGGCCAAAAUCGCUGCAAUGAUCAAGCCCAAUGGCUUCUUUCUGAUCACCAGCUGUAACUGGACCGAGGAUGAAAUCGUGAGAUGGUUCACCACAACAAAAAGUAUUCAAGGAGUGUUCGAUGUCUUUGACAAGAUCAAGUACAAGGUAUUUGAAUUCGGGGGUCGUAAAGGACAAGGCGUUACAUCUGUCUGCUUCCAAAAGAGAGCCUAA